AUGGCCCCCUAUGACAGCGACUCUUCAGACAAUAGCGAAGACUACUCAACCACGAAUGUCACUCUUGGCUUUGCCAUCACCGACUCGACUGGCGACGACAUCAGUCAUUUGGGCGGCCAUCCCACCUGGCUAAAUCCAAGUCACCCUCCUCCUGCGGCACUGGCUAAAUGCAAAGUAUGCAACAGCUACAUGUCCCUUCUCCUCCAACUCAAUGCGGAUCUCCAGCAAUAUUUCCCCAGCGACGACCGGCGCCUCCAUGUGCUCUGCUGCAGGAAGAAACAAUGCUCAAAGAAGGUCGGCAGCGUCAGGGCAUUUCGAGAGGUCAGGAAGCCCGCCCUACAGGAGAAGGGUCAAAAACAAAGGAUUACGAGAGAAUCACAGACAGUGGAGCCUGUGCAAAAUCUCGGAAGCGCCCUGUUCGGCGAGUCAAGCCAGCAAUUCGGAGUCAACAGUCCAAAUCCAUUUUCAAUGCCGACCAGCUCGAAUGGGCAAUCGAUAGCAAAUCCGUUUUCAUCCAUAGGCUCGCCCUCUCAGUUGGCAGCUCUGCCUCCACAGAGACCAUUCGAGGAACCUCAACCACAGCCACCCACAGAAUCAUUCGCAGCCAAACUGCGAAUCGGAUCGCAACCAGACGAGAAACAGAGCCAAAAGACCACAAAGGACCAAAUACCGUGGCCCGACCCAUCCCUCUUCCCGCCUCCCUACCCUUCCUUCUACCUCGACGCAUACCCGGAGGAGCUCGAAAAAGAGCUUGCGGCCCCUCCUAGCAAGGCAGAGACCUCAAAGACUCAAUACGACAUGGACGACACAGGAGGUGCAAGCAGUGCUGCGGACAAAGACACAUUCGAAUCCAGCCUAGACAAGAGCUUCCAAAAAUUCUCCGACCGCAUCGCCCAGAACCCGGAACAGGUUCUCCGCUACGAGUUCAAGGGCGAGCCGCUCCUGUAUUCGGGUACGGACGAGGUAUCGUCGCGCUUCGUCGUGCCGCAUGGCAAAACUGGGCCGGUGAAGGGGAUACCGCGGUGCGAGAGUUGUGGUGGUUCACGGGUGUUCGAGCUCCAGCUUGUACCCGGGCUGAUAUACGAGUUGGAAAAGGACGACGAGAACGCAAUGGGUUUGGACGAUGGGAUGGAAUGGGGCACCAUCAUUGUGGGGACGUGCGCGAACAACUGCGGUGAGAUGGGGAGAGUCUCCUUCAGGGAGGAAUGGGUUGGGGUGCAGUGGGAGGAGAGAGUUGUUCGAAGAUAA
Molecule: messenger RNA, 1248 nt
Organism: Cladophialophora psammophila CBS 110553
Lineage: Eukaryota; Fungi; Ascomycota; Eurotiomycetes; Chaetothyriales; Herpotrichiellaceae
Exons: 1
Coding region: 1-1248 (415 amino acids)
Biological process (GO): maturation of SSU-rRNA
Cellular component (GO): cytoplasm
Source: RefSeq, a predicted model, not a curated record